This is a messenger RNA of Tuber aestivum (summer truffle), 2780 nucleotides long. NCBI's taxonomy places the organism in Eukaryota, Fungi, Ascomycota, Pezizomycetes, Pezizales, Tuberaceae. The record is from the annotation of a GenBank genome assembly.
AUGUUACUCCCAAAGCACAUCCUCCUCCUCGUACCCCUGCUUCUAAGCCCCCACACCGCCGCAGAGCAAUUCCCCCUCGCCGAGAAUGUCGAGACAAACACAAACCUCGAGGAGGACAACUCCCCCUUCAUAUUCACAUCUUUGCAAGGCCUCCUCUCGCAAUGGGCAAAUGUGUACGCUCCGAUGGGAUUCUCCGUCGUGCCCGGAGUCGUACCCCCGCAAACAUUGCUAUACCACGCCCGCCGGGAUGGAGAUGCCCCGCCAAAGAUGGAGUGGCUGGCUUUUGACCCGUUUGUCUCCCUUCCCCCUUCCCCUUCGCAGCCUGCCUCGUGAUUGAUUCCGAGAUAGCGAGAUGUCAUACGGAAUCUUCGCCGCGCGCAAAAAACCAUUAUUCCUAAACACUUACUCUUCGACGAGGGAACUGAAGGUGUUAUACUUUGACGGCGGAAGCGCCGUGUUGUGUCCAAGCAAGACGGAUGCUCAGGAUGUAAUCUUGCAUGGGAAAGUUCACGGCAGAGAGGCCUGGUGUCCAGAGGACAGUGUUGAUGGUGAGCAUGACGGCGGUGGUGAUGGUGAUGACGGAAGGGACAGGCGUCCAGUAGCGUACGAUUAUACAAGGGCCAGGGAGCUGUGCGAAUGGGGGAGUGGGAUUGGGGUUGAAGGGUUCGUGCGGAUGGAUACUGGCUUGUGAGUCUGAGUCAAUCCUUUACAGAUGUGCAUGCUGGAGCUUGCUGACGAGUGUAGUGAACUCCUCUGGUGCGAUUUCGGGGUGGGGCUGGACUUGGUUUCAAGGCUGAAUAUAACGAUGGAGGAGCCGAAGGGGGAGGAUACGAAACCGGGGCAUGGACCUUGCCAUGGGCAUAGAGAAUGGAGAUGGUGGUGGUGGCCGCCAAGCUGGGGACACCAUUGUCCGGGACAUGGAGGUCCUGGGCAUCCGAAGCCUCCUCACCCUCCGAAGCCCCCGAAGCACCCCCAACCUCCCGAGCUCCCUGACCCUCCGAAGCGUCCUGAACCCCCAGAAAUUCCCGAGCCCCCGAAGCGCCCCGAACCUCCCAGGCAUGAACACAACGACAUGCUGGAUGGUCACCAGUCGUGUGGACGGCAUGAAGGACAUCCUGAACAUCCCGGUGACCACAGAAAACAUAGCUGGCGUCCAUCGUGGUGGCCCGGCAAUGGCAAAUCUCCCGGGCGGGGACACCACCACCCUCCCGGAACAGGCCACGGUGGAGGAUGUCAUUUUGGAGGACGAACGGGAUUCUAUCCGCAUAGGCGUGAAUGGCCCCCCUACGAGAGAGGCCACCAUCACCCGCCUAGGUGGGGUCGCCCCCCGCGCGGGGAACCCGGGAACGGCCAUCCCGGAAACGGUCGCCCUCACCCACCGCCCGAGAACGGAAAGCCCGGCGAGCCCUCACACGAUCCACACUCCUCACUGUCCUUUCCUCGAGCGUCCAAGUAUGCAAAUGAGAUUUCUUGGGAAUGGAUGCGAAGUGGUUCCUGGGUGGGAACACUCACCUUUCAGCCUUCUUCGAUAUAUACUAAUAAGAAUUUCUAUACUCCAGAAUUUUGGCUCCCCCGAAGCCCGGGUUAAACUCGACACCUGUAGAAUGACCACAUUUUACAGCGUCCCGAUACGAGGCCUAACCCCGCCAGGCACUCUCAACGCAAAGCGCAGCCACAGUCUUCUAAACAUCACUCACCCCCAAGCGGAAGCGAUAAAGAAGCAAAUAGAAGACAACCUUUCGAACAAGCACCUCUACUGCUCUGGCACCGACUGGCAGGAAGUCUCUGACGGCAUUGCGAGAAGAUACUUGACCCGUUUGCUCGAACUCCGCACUCUGUUGAACACGCCCCGCUUCCACAUGCCCCCAUUCAAACUCUACCGAAAAGUCCGCACCCUCGCACACGCACUUGUGAUGCCAUUCUACGAGAUUGGCUCCAGCGCCGAAGAAGCUGAGGAGAGGUGCGUAAAGGAGUACACCGGAAGACUAGACACCACGCGCCUAGGCCCAUCGGAAAACCUCUUGGUGGAUUCGGUUGAAGGUGUGCUAUCGAGAAUUUGCAAAUUGUCUCUCGGAAUAUACACUGAGAUCAUGGAGCAUCCUCCCCUCACCCCCAGCCAGGAUGAUGGGGAUGAGAACGGCGAUGAACCCGAUCACCACCACCAUCGCAUAUUCAAAUGGAAAGGAGACCUCGAAGCGCUAAUGUUGUGGCUGGACUGGUCGGGGUGGUAUAAGUGCGAGCGUACAUGUUCUUCCAACGUUCGUUCUUCCCCCCGGCUCCUCCUUCUUCCUCCCCCUUCACCCCUUGUUCGUUCGAAGAGCUAAAUUGGCAAAACAGGAAAUUUGCGCGAUACCGCUCUGGCCACUCUUUGGUGCCCCCUGGGACGGUGUCCCUGGCGAACGAUUCCUCGAAAAUCCGAGAUGUGUGAGUGUUGAAUAUAUGGAAGGGCGUGGGACAUGGAGGGGGUUGAAAUGAAGGCUGCUCGAGUGAGCAAAAUUGACAAUUACUUGAAGUACCGAGAGGGGUAUGAUGUGCCUAGCCAAGAUCUGUGUUCCAUUUCGAUUUCCUUUUUCUAUUCGCACUACAUUCGUCGUGAUCUUACCCCCAAUUUCCUCGUCGAUAAAAUGGCGAGUAUAAGAGAAUUCAUACCCACAGCCAAGCUUAUCCUCCCGCGUACAGUACUCGGGGGGGCGUAGGCCGGGCGCACUAUCAAACAAGCAGGAUGCUCUAUGUAAAUUUAUAAACUAGAACAAAUAAGUGAAUACGAGUGAUAUCUGAUG